AUGAAUUGUCAACGAACAAAACGGUGUUCUGUCGUGAAAAGCGUAGAGCAUUCCUUCGAACCACGAGUACCUCCGCUAGUCUUCAUGCUCGACGAUGAGCCCUCAGUAGGAGCUCUGGAAGCUGAAGACCUGACCGUUGCCCACUACGAUGCAAGGCAGUUGGUUCGUCUUGUUCAGUGCCCACGGUGUUCGCGGCCCCUCAGCACUCCGGUGACGUUGCCAUGCGGUCACACCGUCUGCCGCGGCUGCCUGCCACCCUCCAAGCCGCGCACGAAUAUAUCAUAUCCGAACACACCAGAUCACCUAAGCGGAGUUGCCUGUCCAUUGCUGGGAUGCGGGGCAGAGCAUGCGUCUGCAGAGUGUUCUGUAGAUGUGACCUUGACAAAGUUGAUGGAGCAGAUCACGACCGAGAUAGUACGACACAGGCCAACCAUCGAAGACACCCCAACACUACUUGAAGAGAUAUUGCAAGAGGAAGACCAGCAAGAUGAAGAGAAAGAAAGCAUAAGCGAAAAGGGGCAUCAUCAGGUGCUGUAUGGUGGUCGCUUAGUCUCAACCUUCACCCUGGCCGAGAUGGGUGAGCUUCGAUACAGCUCUGAAGUCGAAUAUAGCACCAUGUCAGCAACUGGAGAGACUUACGAGGAACUCGAUAUUGCAUUGGCUGAACGGCUGCGAGAGGUCACGCACAACGAACUUGACUGUCUUGUUUGCUAUAACAUGAUGCUAGAUCCAACAACCACCACAUGUGGCCAUACUUUCUGCCGCCGUUGUCUCGAGCGUGUCAUGGACCAUAGCAGCAUAUGCCCGUUCUGCCGCAGGGAGCUGUAUGUGCCUGCUUCACUGCAGAAUCAGCAUAGCAAUGCUAUUCUCAACUCGCUUUUGAACGCCCUGUGUUCGGACCUUGUUACUGCACGAGCCGCAGCGUAUAGGGAAGAAGAACAGGCCGGGAACGAUAUCCUCACCACGCCACUAUUCAUCUGCACGUUAGCUCUCCCUUCGGUGCCUGCAUUCCUUCACGUCUUCGAGCCUCGGUAUCGAUUAAUGAUGCGACGAGUAAUCGAAGGCAACAGACAGUUCGGCAUGGUCAUGUCCAACCGCACCUCCACACCUCAAGGGAAUUUGGGCGUGACUCCGUUUCUCGAAUACGGUACUCUGCUGGAAAUUGUCAAUUAUGAGCUCCUCCGUGACGGGCGUAGCUUUGUGGAGACACGAGGUAUCGGCCGAUUCAAGAUUAAGGACCACGGCAUGCUCGACGGAUACAACGUAGGUUGUGUCGAGCGCAUCGAAGACGUUUCUCUUGCCGAAGAGGCGGGCUUAGAACAGCGCGAGACGACCAUGGCUCGGGAUUUCGCAGAGAUAUACCUCCAACAAAAUCCCGAGGCCCCCCUUCCUUUUGACGUCGCUACUGAGGUUUUGUCGACUCAACAACUACUCGAUAGCUGUACAGCUUUUGUUCGAGAGAUGAGAGAGGCUAGCGCACCUUGGCUCCGCGAGCGCAUCAUCCAGGUUUACGGAGAACCUCCCGAGGACCCCGCACUAUUCCCAUAUUGGUUUGCCUCUGUAGUGCCGAUUGUCGAGGAAGAAAAGUAUGUGCUGCUUCGGACUACCCGGGUCCGGGAGCGCCUGAAGAUUGUGUACUCGUGGAUUGGAAGGAUCCGUGGACAGCGAUGGUCCUCCGGAAACGGAUGCAGCAUCCUGUGA
Messenger RNA from Dothidotthia symphoricarpi CBS 119687, 1701 nucleotides. RefSeq lists its product as uncharacterized. Lineage: Eukaryota; Fungi; Ascomycota; Dothideomycetes; Pleosporales; Dothidotthiaceae. The transcript is spliced from 2 exons. The record is from RefSeq and is a predicted model, not a curated record. The coding region runs from base 1 to 1701 and encodes 566 amino acids.